AUAGUGACACUGACAAGAUAAAAUUAUUUGUGUAUGUUUUUACUUAAUAAAAACAGACCAUAAAACAGACCUAUGACCUAACAAACAAUGGCUUUGUAUUUUUUAUAGAUAAAACCAAAUAUUAUUAAACAUUUCUGUUGAAUUCCUGUAUCUUCACAAUAAUGACAUCAGAAGAUUUUUCGACAUUAAGACCGCCACCUCCUCCAAAUUUAAGUAAAGAAAAUGUAGGUAUAUGGGUAGGAUGGUGUUGUAAAGGAGAUCGAGAAGUAGCCAGGGAGGCUGCUGCUAAAGGAAUUCCUGUGGACCUUGUGGUUUUAUUUAUUUCACAAAGAAAAAGAAUAAGGUCUGAAGAAGCAGAAAAUUUCUUUAGAGAUGAAGUAUUCAUUUGGGUUAAAGAACUAUUGGACCGGAAGCAGAUUUUUCGUGUCUCACACAUAUUGACCAAUAUUGGAGUAGAUCCUCAAGAGGAAUUAUCAAAAGUUUUUUGUUCUACUACCAACAUAGAAUUGAGGGAAUAUAUUGGAAAUCACCUAAAAUCCCAUAAUAAGCUGGAUGAAAAUUUACAACAGCUCUGGCAUUUUCUUGAUGUUAUAUUAAAAAAUAAUGUUCUUAUCUCUAAAUGGAAAUUGACUGAAAGUAGUAUUGAUUGUUUAAAUAAGCAAGAACACGAAUGGAAAUCUCAAAUAGCUUCCAAACUAUUUUUAAGGACACAUGACAUAUCUCUAAUAACCUUUAUGACCAGAGAAGCUCUAUGGAAACAACUUCUGGCCUACAACGACAUAAAGUUACUUAAGAUCUGGAUCAAUGUACACUACAAUGAAACCCAUGACAAUUUUGAUGUCUCUGAAAACUUACUGAAGGUCUUUAAAAAGUUUUCCAUCACCAACGAAAUGAUUAAUCAGCUGAAUUCAAGCGAAACAUCGACAAAUACAUCAAAUGUAAUUUUAAAUGAUUUAAGUCAAUUUGGCAUUUUUUGUCAUAAGGACUUGGACAGUUUUUCGAACAUUGUAUAUAGAUUGUACCAAUCGAAUCACAUACAAAAUACUUUUCAGAUCAUACGAAAGUAUACAUCUAAUAUCUCCGAGCACCAAUUUUUACAUUUACUUGUGGACCAUUGUAUUAAAAACAAUUUGCACGUUGUUUUGAGUGCUUGUGUGGAAAAUUUCGACAUUUUUGAAGACGUGGUAGAUAAAAACAGGCAUCUGGACCUUAUUUUAGAUUUUAGAAAGUUGACCCAACAAUUAACGGAGCAGAACAUAAAAAACAACAUAUUUAAAGUAUCAACGUUUUUGACCAGCAACUUGGAAAAAUAUUUUAACAAAAAUCCCUUAAUUAUGUUGUCUCUCAUAUUCUUUACAGAAAACGUAAACGUAGAAAGUAUAUUCAGCGAGAAAGUUUUUCAGACUAAUGAUAUAGUAUUGAAAGAAUCUGUUGAAAAUUUACCGAAAAAAUUGAAGUAUUUAAACUCAAUAGUAAAUAGAAAAGAUCUUAUUUUAAGUAAGAAAAUAACGUAUUACGAUCUGUUAGAGAAACAUUAUAAAGUGGACGUUAGAAAAUUGUAUGCAUUUCAGUUUGAAAACAAGCCUUUACCAGAUUUUAACAAUAUUGAACUAAGGAAUAAAUUCGGAUACUUAAAAAAGGUCAAUUAUUUAUUCUAUGUUAAACAGUUUAGACCAAGUAUAGCUUCAAAAGUAUUUCUCAUAAAUCAGUACGAGAACUUCAAGGGAUUCCCUGAAGGAAACGUGAAGCAGGUACAGAAGAAAAUUUAUAAAACAGUUUUUAGGGAUUUUACUAACAAAGAAAUGACGUCUAGUUGUAUAGCUUUUCUCGAAAUGAUAGGAGUCGAUUCAAAUUUUCUAAGGGUAGCAGCAAAAUGUGCAAAUAUUUUAUUAGAAAAUGGUACAUACAUGGAUAGUAUAAAUAACAUGUUUAUGAACAUCGAAAAUAGUCCGUAUACCAUACUCUCGUUACUAGAACCGAUAGUUAUUAAAGCUAUUGAUUUUGAUAAGUGUGUUGAAGGAAGAUAUUUCGUCGAAGCCAUGAAAACCUAUGAUAUAGUGGUUAAAUUCACCAUCUACUUCGACCUUAAGCUACCAGAGAUGUUUUUAAGAUCUUGUGCUACUAAUAACAUGUGGUUGCCGUUUUUGAUAUUCGCACAGCUAAAAAACUAUCCGAUAGAUCACCUCAAACCGAUACUACAAUCAUUCAAGAAUCCCAAUCUUUUAGAACAUCUCAACCAUAGUGUUAUUCAUGAUAUUCAAGUGGACGAUCAGAACGUUUUAAUGCGUGAAAGAGAUUCUAGGAAUUCUUUUUUGUCAAGGAUCGGUGUCAGGAAAAGUUUGGAAAAUUUGAGUCACGGAGAAUCUUUUUACAGUCUAAACUCGCAGUCAAGUUACGGAAGCAACAGCAGUUCAGGGGGAUCGGAUUUUCUGGAAAUCGACAUUUCUAAUACGAAGGCAACGUUAUUACAGACUUUGAUCAGGUGUCAUAAUAGUACUGAUCCACCUAGAGCUUUAUUACAAGCAUGUCAAUUGUAUAAAAAUCCAUUAUUGGCUAUUUUUGCAACAAGUUAUGAGCCUGAUUCCAUCAUCAAUUGUUGGUUAACAUGGUUGGCAGUAUCUUGCAGUAUCUACGAGAUGUUCACCAAUUUUGAGUCAGUUGCUUUAAACUCCCACUCAGUGGCAAAUUUGCUUAACAAUUGUAUGAAGCAUCGAUGUUCCGAAGACUUUGCUGCAAAGUUUUGAAAUUUUUAUACCGGGUAACGCACUAAGAUAUUUUUUAGAAUUUCUAAAUUUGUGCUUAACUGGUACUAGAGAUACUACAUUUCUCACAUCAAAAUUAGAAACUUUUAAAUCGUGCGUAGGCCAGUCCAGAAGAUUCAGUAUUAUCACCGAUAAUGACCAUGAGAUGACAUAUUUAACCAAUAAAAUCUGGCUAGAAAGUACAGCACUUGAUCUACUGUCCUCGGCACUACAGUACAAUAUGAAUUCAUUUUAUGAACAAAUUCUUCUCGUCGAACGAUUAUCACAAAUGAAUUUAAAGGAGUUUAUUCGUUGUCCAGAUCUAAGUAAUCUACUUGAGAUUCUUAAAAUCAUACAUGGUUCUAACAGUGAUAUUAGAUUCGACAUUGAAGCAUUUUUACACGAAAAAGACGAGCUUACGGCUGUAGAUGACUGCUUGAAAGCUCUCUUAAACAAUCAUUUAUUUGAAGCUGCUUUAAAAAUAGCUAAAAUCCAAGAUAUGCCUGUUGAUAUUGUGUUAGUUAAGCAGUGGGAGUAUAAAUUUGAAAAUCGCGACGGCAACGAAGUACAAUUUUGGUUGCAAUGUAAUCAAGAAUUUGAAUUACAUAGUGUGUCAGCAGAUUGCGUUGUUGAAUACUUUUUAAAGUAUAUAGAGAAAGUUGAAACCAACAUAGAAAAAUACCAUCUUUUAAAGCUAGCUCACCAAUGGUCGAAGAAAUACGAUUUGCCAUCAAAACAUUCUCUUGAACGAGACAAAUGGUUAAUGUAUUUAAAUUUGGAGGAAAAAUGGCGUGGGUUUGACUGUACCCUUGACGAAGAAUCUGCCCCAAAUAUUUUAUAUAAGGAAAUGGUGGAUUUAUUAUCACACAUUCCCCAAUAUGAUGGAGACAUUUCACCUGACGCCUUAAAUAUUUUAAGAAAUAUCAUAAACGAUGUCCUUGAUAGUAGUAAUUUGUGGCUAGCUCUUAAGUUGGAGAAGAUUUUCGGUUGUGACAAUCCAAAUUUAGAUACUCUGAAGCUUUGUUAUAGUUUAGCAGAAGGUAGCAUUGCACCCCAUCAACUUAACACCGAUCAGAGAUUGUUGAUUACAAAGGGAACUCAUUACAGAAAAUUUAGUCAGAGAAGGACAUUCCUAUCUGCGAGAUUGUCUGGACUAAGCUCAGCAUCUCACUCACCAGUGAACUCGUCGAUGAUUCAACAAAACGAUGUACUCGAUGCUCCAGUUCAAGAUACCUUGGCUGUAUUAUGUACUCUUGCAGAAAAGGUUACCAACGGCGUAGAUAUGGCUCAAACUAUUUUUAUGACAUAUAGAAUUAGCAUUAACAUAGAAAUUCCCUACAACUUAAUAGUGUCCAACGCGGAUUCAAUGAAAAUCCUGAGGGACGCUUUGGAAGAUGACUGUCUCAAUAAAUUGGAAGUGAUACAUGAUUUCUUCUGCGUUUACAAAUGGACUAAAGAACAGAUUGCAGAUUUUAUUUGUGAGGAAAUCAUCAUUUCGGCUACCAAAUAUGUCACAUCAUAUUCUGAUCAAUAUGUUAUGUGGGAUUUGAAAAUGGACCAAGAUUUUCAUUUAGUUUUACAACUACUACAGGACAACUGUUCGUUAUUGGGACAUAAAAUAUAUGCUUACGCCAGCGCCACACAUAAGAGCCAGGUUCUUGCUGAUCUAGACUUUAAAAUAAGCAAGUUAGCACUCGUUGUCGAGCUUCUCAUCAGUGCCCACGACUGCUUUACUGCUGACUGCAACAUGGAAGGUAUAUCUAUUAUUUUGAAAAAGUGCCAAUCAGUAAUUUCUCAUCUUCUAACACUUAGAAGCUGGAAACUUAUCGUCAGACUUUUAACAGGAAUAGGACGAUAUACCGAAAUGAAUUAUGUGUUUCAAAUCCUGCGUGAACACGAUCAAUUCGAGUUUUUGUUAAGAAAAGGUUCGCGAAAAGACAACAAUUUGAAAACAGCUCUAUUAGAAUAUUUAAAAAAGUAUUGUCCUGACAAUAAGGAAUUAUAUAAAAUCGUGGCUCUUCACUUUACGCUGUUUUCGGAAGUGGCUUUGUUGUGGGAGAGGGAAGCUUGUAGUAUUAUCAACAAUUUAAUAGCAGUAGCUAAAUUGGAAAUGCAGAAUAAUAGACUUAAUCCUGAUGCCGAACCGUUUAUAUUAUUAUCAAAUACGGAUGGAACAAAGAUAUGCCUCAAUAAGGCCAUAGAAAAUUACACUCAUGCUACAGAAUUUCACCUUCAAGGAGAGAAACUGGCCAAAGCAAUGAAUUCAGCAAAAAAAGCAGAACUGAUAGCACUUCAAAUAUCUAUGUUAAAAGGACUUCAAAAUAAUGCAACUGCUUUAUGUCUGCUGAAUUUGACUCAUCACCAGAUCGGACCGUUAAUUACAAAUAAUCUUAGUUUUGUAAUUGCCAAUAAUGUAGAUACAUCAUUUAAAUGGCGAAUCGCAGUGGCGUGCUAUCGAGAUGUUUCAAACUGGCACGUUGCUAAGGUCUUCCACACUAAUAGAAGUGUCAUUAAUCGUUUGUGGUUAAGGUGUCAAGAAACUGAAAUCAACAGAAGAAUGAAACUAGUUUGGACAUCUUUUGGUAAAAAUUCAGUUAUAUUCAAAUCAAAGAUGCCAAUUCACCUUAAGAAAAAAGCAUUCGAUCAGUGUAUACUACCACUCAUGACAUACGGCUGCGAAACCUGGACACUAAAGAAAUAUAAUAUCGAAACUCUAAGUCACUCAAAGGUCAAUGGAGCGAUGCGUGCUAGGUAUAACAAAGAGAGAUUGAAAAAGAAUAGAAUGGAUCAGACAGAAAACGAAGAUUACUGA
This is a messenger RNA of Diabrotica balteata, 5553 nucleotides long. NCBI's taxonomy places the organism in Eukaryota, Metazoa, Arthropoda, Insecta, Coleoptera, Chrysomelidae. The record is from the annotation of a GenBank genome assembly.